AUGUUGCCCUGUCAGCUUUUGAUGUAUGUUUGCCGGUACGGGCAUGGUUUUGAGGAGCUGCCCAUUAUGACGAUUCCGUCUCGCUGGAGCAUGGCCGAGGCCACGAAACUGUUCCCUCAGCUUGAGAAAAGCGCGUCGUCAAUUGAUACAGUAACGAGCACCAUCAAGUUAAGAAAUUCUGCAAGAUGGAGAGCUAUGUCCGCAGCAACGUUGUCUUCUACUAGCAACGUUAACCAUACGAAGAUUGUUUUAGGUUCUAAGGCUCGUGUCGCUUACGUCCUUCUUCGUCGCCGAGAAAGUGGAAAUGUUGUCGUUCUGUCAUCUGAGGAGAAGUACACCAUGGCAAAGAGUGUGUUUGAACCGUUGUUGAACCAUCUACAAAGCCUUUCGGGUACUGGCUUCUACAAAGCGCUUGAAAAGUGGGAGGAUUUCGUGGCUGAUGCCGUGAAGAAUACUGACAAAGCCAGCGACACUAGUGACACGGACGAAGACAACUAUGAUGUGGACAUUACGGAUUAUUACGAUGCCGUACAGCUAGUGGAAGAAAUGGAGAAGAUGCAGUAUGAGGAGGAGAAGGAGGAGGCGGACAUUUGCCCGCCAACGCAACCAUCGACUGUGGUCACGUUAACACAGUCGGCGACGUUACCAGAGCAAGCAACGUUAACAGAGACAGCUGCCAAUAGCGCGAACGCGCCGACAACAUCACCAUUACCAGCGACAUUAUCCGCUACGGCAACGUUACCCGCCUCCGUUGAACCCGGUGCAGCUCAAGGUGUACACGUAACCGCCGCUGAGAUGCCGUUAUCAGCAUUUGCACCGGCCACGUACUCCGAGUUUGAAGAAGCAUCAGUAUCGCAAAUAUCUCUUGGGGAUAUCAAUAUGUCUGAAUCGUCACAGCGUAUCAUUGAGGCCACGAAUGACACUGUACUGGGCGUUGAGGCUGAUUCAACGCCAGCUCAACGUGGCUCCAAUAAGCACGUGCCUGUUACAGAGCUAGUAGCUGGCAGUCAAAAGAGAGAAAUCGAGCUCAAUCUUCCCCGUCCCCACCAAGGGAAACCUCGAAAGAAGCUACGGCAGAAGUGGUCCGCGGUUGCUGCUAAACCACGCUAUGUGAUAGUCGAGUAUCCGAGGGGUCUGACAGUGACAGUGGCCGAGGUCGUGAAGUGGGCGCUAUAUACACCGAGCCUUAAAACUGUUGCUGAUAUUCUGGAAAGAUUUCCGUGUAUCAUGAAUGAACAAACUUUGCGUGGACGAGCCCGACGUGUCAAGGAAGUGACCCAACAGACUGCCUCAUCGUACUGUUAUAGCUACGUGAUACCCAAGGACCUGGUCGUCUCAUUGCAAGCUGCAAUCAAUGACUUCAGGGCUUCUAAAAAGGACGAGUGUAAAGACAUACAGAAGGCGCCGGAGGUGGUUGAUCUUACAUCGACACCCAGCUCGUCGGAUGACAAGACCUUAGCCGUCUGGGUUACACCACGUCUGGAACCAUUUUCAAGUGAAUGCGUACACACGAUGACGACGUUCUACGAAAUCAAAAGAAGUUGCGAUUGGUGGGAAAGAGACCUGGAUUGGAUUACCCAGGAUUGGAUGAAGGUCACUGGGAGGCCCAUUGAGUUUUUCGCUGCUCAGACUGACUCAGACGGCAAGGCAGCACCUGAGGCAAAACAAAGACUAACGCACCUAUCCUUUGAGGUCAGUGCAUUGUUUUCAUCGGCGUGUUGCCACACAAAAUUCUACCACAAAGACCCUACAAAGGGAAUCUUCUUCCAGGAAGUGGUAGGAUACGUGGCAGACCGUGCGUGGCUAAACGAUGCUGUGCUAAACUACGCUCUGGAUAUCAUAACCACCAGCCACCUGGGUGUGCACGUACUUUCGUCGUUUGUGGCCGACCAACGGACGUUCCCGUCUCCCCCGCGAGCCAAGCUUUUUUCAAUGAGAUUCGUCAUACUCCCCAUUAACAUCAAGAGUUCUAACUGGACGCUGAUUGUGGUAGCUGUGCAUCGACACGGCACGAUCACGGUGCACAUGUACGAUCCGCUUUGUACCACAGGGUACAGAAAACGAAUGGAGAAAAUAUGGACGGCUAAACUACUACCGUAUCUUCGUGCAUGGCACUCGCAGUGGGAAAGCCAGGUGGCGCGGCAAGAGGAGCACCCCUUCCCAGCAGACGUGGACAUUGAAUGGUUAAUGUCGCCCAUGCAACCCGAUGGAUAUAGCUGUGGUGUAAUGGUCGCAGCGAUGGCAUACUCUUUUAUCUACGGUGGCCGUGGAUUCACGGUCGAUGCUGUAACGCGAGACGUUGUGAAAGUAAUGCGGCUAAGGUUGCUGUGGGUAAUAUUAUGCGGAUCACACGUCGAACCUAUUGAAGAAUCACUUCAAAUUGAAGCUAAACGGAUCGGCAAGCAGAUUACCGCCGCUUUUGGAAAAGGAAGUAAGAAGAUUUGGAACUAG
Molecule: messenger RNA, 2451 nt
Organism: Phytophthora nicotianae INRA-310
Lineage: Eukaryota; Oomycota; Peronosporomycetes; Peronosporales; Peronosporaceae
Exons: 2
Coding region: 1-2451 (816 amino acids)
Biological process (GO): proteolysis
Molecular function (GO): cysteine-type peptidase activity
Source: RefSeq, a predicted model, not a curated record